Messenger RNA from Didymodactylos carnosus, 1358 nucleotides. Lineage: Eukaryota; Metazoa; Rotifera; Eurotatoria; Philodinida; Philodinidae. The record is from the annotation of a GenBank genome assembly.
AUGGCGUCAAACAGUCUCCACUCUUCCAGCCUAUCGCUAUCAUCAUUAGACAGUUCACUUGUUAAUAAUGGUAACGAGUUCCCUAACACAACAUCGGAAGAUAGUUUCAGUUUUCAAAUAUCCGAAAUUCUUGGCCUUGACGAUUCUGUUGAAUCACAGAUCAAUAUCAAACAACUACAAAUCAACGGUCGCCAAGGAUUAAUUUCUAUUAAAGAUGAAAUUGCACCGGCUGUGUACAAUGAGCAAAUGAAUAAUAAAGAUAGUGAGUUAUUACAAUUAUUGAAACGCUAUUAUGAACAGCAGUGGCAGUCGAUUAGAGAUGACUGGUUUCAGAUAGUCUUAAGACAGCAGAAGGUAGAAUUACCAGAGAUAUACGAACAGAUUCUUAUACGUGCAGCUGAAUACGGUUCAAAAUAUUUGAAAGAUGAUCCAAUAUUUUCACUGGUUGUACAAUUUCUAUUUGAACUUGAUGAUGAUGUAAUGAAAAAUGAAACAGAAUUAGACAAUAUUUGGAAAACUUUGUUAUCAUGCGGUUGUCAAGGUUUAAAGCACUAUACAAACGACCUGUCACCGGCUGUAAUUCAACAGCAAUUGACAGAUGAUUCAAGUUCACUAGCUAUGGCUCUUCGUCAGCAUUAUCGACAACCUUUAAACGAUCUGUUAAAAAAAGAAUGCAAAAUCACAGAUAAGUUCAAUCUUUUUGAGAUUGCAUUGAACUGUGUUGUUCAGGAUGGCUGGUGGAAGGGACUAAAUGAUCAAAAAGUCAAGAACUUGAUUCCACCAAAGAAGUUUGCUCCUAUGUUGGAGAAAUUAAAAAGCUAUAUGAACGAUAACCAUUUAUCACUACCCGAAGUUGCAAACCCCGCUGAAAUUGUUCUUUCUGAAAACGCUGAUGGACCACCGGUGCUUCCUUCUGCCGAAAUUGUCAAUCCACCAUCAGUGAUUCCUGCACCAACACCAGCUCCUCAGUUAAAUCCAUCGGAAAUCUUCCUACCACAAACUCAAUCGCCUCCUCCUCCACCAGUACAACAGAUACUAAAUGAAGGUUUAGAAGAAGAAAAACCGCUUGAAGAAAUAAGCUUAAUUUUCCCGUCUGUUGAUGAAAGUGAAAAGAUGCGUGUAUCCAAUUUAGUUCAAGCUGGAGAACUGAUGUAUAUCAAUAAAAAACGAGAUGAUAUUCUAUCGACGAUCGUCCGAGAUUUUCGUACUAAAAAACAUUUUCUAUUAUUCAUCGAAGAAUGUUUAAUCCCACUGAUGUAUCUACUGAAACGACACCAGAAUCUAGAUGAUUUUAUGGAAGCACUCUCGUUUAAAUUAUCACAAGUGUUUGGUCUUUCCGCAGAAACAGUUCCAAAAAU